AUGGAGCUUUCGGCUGAGGCCAUGGCAGCUCUCAACACAGCAAUGGCUCAACAAAUCAAGGAAUCAAAUGAGGCCAUUACAACGCAGCUCUCACAGCAGAUUGAUCAGCUCAACAACAAGUUUGAAACCCAGAUUAGUGAUCUGUUGAAAGAGCUUAGCGCGAGUGGAGAAGAGUCUUCACAUACUCCCACCCCUUCGGAAGUUAUACGCAUCACUAAGGGUAAAGGGCACAUAGGAGUAUCUGCUCGAAGGUCUAGACGCGAUACAACACCUCCUGAAGACAGACCUAAAGCUAAGACUAACCAAAGAAACGAGAUGGUUCCAGAGUUGAAAGGCAUCAAGAACGUCAGCACCACAGAGAGGAAUAUAUAG
Messenger RNA from Arabis nemorensis, 372 nucleotides. The record is from the annotation of a GenBank genome assembly. NCBI's taxonomy places the organism in Eukaryota, Viridiplantae, Streptophyta, Magnoliopsida, Brassicales, Brassicaceae.